UUGUUUUCGUCUGCAUCCUCUGUGAAUGACGUGGCGUGACGUUGGGAUAGUUUCUUUGAUAGUAAAGGAUUUUUGAUUUCUGAUUUAUUGGAUUAUAAAGACGAAACUGGAUGAAUUCUAGAAGAAUAUAUUUUAACCGAUGAUUACUCGAAGGCGUCGGCAAGGCUCUGAAUCGGAGCAUCAGCCGUUUGCUGAACCCCAGUUGCAAAAUCAAGUGCUCAAAGGUCCUUCGUCCGUUUUACUUUGGUCGGGAGAAAGUCCGCAACAACAGGCAUCCUUUUUCAUUGUUCCGCAGGGUGAAAUAGGUGCAUUUGCUGCACCAAAUUUUUCAGAAAAUAAAUCUUUAGAUGUCCAAACAAAAUUAAAUAGUACUGAUAUGAUGGCCCUAGCAGCUAAUUCCAGUUCAGCGUUGCUUUCUUCCACCAAUGCUUCGUCUCGUGACAGAACUGCAGAGUUCCUUUCUGCAGUCAGAAGUUUCCAGAAUAGACCAGCAAAUGGAGUAGUGGGAAGACCAAAUCAUCCACAGCUGUCUCGAAAUAAUGAUCAACAACAUCAGCAGUAUUCUGAAUUCAUGAAAGUGGCGAAGGUCAUUAGCAAGGACUUAAGCAACACCUAUGCCAAGCUAGAAAAACUAACACUAUUGGCCAAAAAACGAACGUUGUUUGAUGACCGUCCUCAAGAAAUCCAAGAAUUGACUUAUAUCAUCCGCGAAGAUAUCACAAACCUGAAUAAACAGAUUGCACAUCUGCAAGGUUUCAUGAAGAAACACCAAAGUCAGCAACAAAAUACCAAGGCCCAUUCGGCAAAUGUUGUUGUAGCUCUUCAAUCAAAGCUUGCAAAUAUGUCCUCUGAAUUCAAACAAGUCCUUGAAGUCCGCACGGAGAAUCUUAAAGCCCAGAGAACUCGGCGCGAACAAUUUUCUGGCACCGCCCCAGUUGUGUCAGAUCUACCUGCCGCAGCAUUGACCGGAGGCCCAUUUGGGUCCUCUCAAAAUGGUUCCAAAGGAUCGGUAUUACUUCGGGAUGCGUAUCAGGCUCACGGAGGAGAAGCAGUAGCCAUCGAUAUGGGUGCGGCCGAUCACAGAACUACUAGGACUCAAGUUCAGCAACAAGUAUUCGCCGACGAAACCGAGUCUUACCUGCAAAGUAGAUCUGAUGCCGUUCAAAGUAUAGAAUCCACAAUCGUGGAGUUGGGUGGAAUUUUCCAACAGUUAGCGCUUAUGGUCCGUGAACAGGAAGAAAUGGUUCAGAGAAUCGACUCUAAUGUCGAUGAUGCGCAACUCAACGUUGAAGCUGCUCAUGAUGAACUGUUACGUUACUUUCGUUCCGUCUCUUCAAAUAGAUGGCUGAUGUUAAAAGUUUUUGGAGUGGUGCUUGUCUUCAUACUAAUCUUCGCCGUCUUUUUUGCUUGAAAUAUUUAAAGUAUAAUUCCCAAUUCCUUUAUCAAUACAUUUUCGAUCAUAGUGAAUUGAAAUAACGGUUCAUUUCUCUUCUUGCUUGAUAAUCGAAUGUAGAUACGAUGCCCUCUAAUGAAAAUGUUGCCCAGUCUUGCUGGUAAUUUUUCAUGAUGAAGUUAUCAACUGUGAUGUAUUUAGCAUAUGAUUUGGUGGUAAAAUAUCUUAAAAAUUCUAAAUAUAUUGUAAACUGGA
Messenger RNA from Daphnia magna, 1648 nucleotides. It is a transcript of the gene Syx5, whose product is annotated as syntaxin-5. Gene Ontology annotation, biological process: endoplasmic reticulum to Golgi vesicle-mediated transport; vesicle fusion; intracellular protein transport. NCBI's taxonomy places the organism in Eukaryota, Metazoa, Arthropoda, Branchiopoda, Diplostraca, Daphniidae. Gene Ontology annotation, molecular function: SNARE binding; SNAP receptor activity. Gene Ontology annotation, cellular component: SNARE complex; endomembrane system; Golgi membrane. The transcript has 5 exons. Bases 140 to 1411 code for a protein of 423 amino acids. The record is from RefSeq and is a predicted model, not a curated record.